AUGCAAAAAAAGCCAAGAAAGAAUUUGCUUAUUCAGCGACUAAAUUACAUGAGAGAAAAAUAAAAUGAUAUCUAUUAGAAGAUUCUAAAUGAUGAAAUGAAAGUAGAUAUCCAAGAAGCUUUAAAAAUGAGUAUUAAAGAUGAGAAUAAUCAGCUUAAACCAUUUAGAAGAGAUUAAUUAUAAAUAAAAAGAAAAUCUUAAAAUAAACCAGAAAUAGUUAUUGAAUAGAUUAACACUGUAUUUUAAAUUAAAACAUUUAGCACCUAAAAUAAUUAUACUCCUAAGAAUGUUAUUGUUUAGAAAUUAAAAAGAAAGUAAAAAGAUUGUUAAAAACAGGAGAUUUUUGUGAUUUAAAUAUUAAUUGGUAUAUGAUUGAAGUAAUUAAGGGUCUUACUAGAAUUAUCAGGUGCCAGAGUCAUUAAAUUGUAAAAUAAGGGAGUUUUUAUUAAAUUAUUUGAAUAAAAGGAUAAAUAUCCUCCAGAACUAUUUGAACCUAUCUAUUUAGUAAAUUAUCUUUUCAUUUAUUAGGAUUCUGUUAGAACUUUAAAUAAUAUUGAUUUAACAAAAAAAAAAUAAAUUGAAAAAUAAAUUGAAACAGUUCUAAUAGCUUAUUCCAUCAGAAAUCCAGAAAUUGGAUAUUGCUAAGGAUAAAACUUUAUUAUUAAUUAUUUCAUCAAUAUAUUAAAAUUUGAUUUAGAUGAUGCUUUUUGGAUUUUUACUUAAAUAUUAGAGACAAUAAUGCCAAUAGAUUAUUAUACAAAUAUUUUGAGUGCUUUGACAGAUUAAUAAAUAUUGGACUAUUAUAUUUAAGAAUAUAUUCCAGAAUUAAGAACACAUUUUCAAAAAAUUAACCUUUAAUCUGAUUUUUUUACAGUUCAAUGGUAUUUAUGUAUAUUUACAAAUCAAAUCAAGCCAUAAGUAUCUUAUUAUAAUAAUUAAGCUAACCAAUUUUAUUAUGUUAAUGUUAUUUAUCGAUGGAAUAAAGGCUUUGACUAUUAGUGCCCUAAUUCUACUUAUUUUAUUGAAAAAUGAAUUGUUAAAGUUUGACUAAUUUAGUAAAUUAUUUUUUAUAUUAAAUAGCGGAUGCAAUUAACUAUAUUUAACAAUAUGUAGAUAUUUAUUGUGAUGUCGAAAUAUUUAAAUAUCAUUACUUCCAAAUAAAAAUUAAAAAAGAAGCCUUUUACUUUGCAAGAGAAGAAAUUAGAGCAUAAUUAAUUUGUAUUUUAUAAUUCAUAAAUUAAGAAAAGCAUUAGAAUGCAAUAACAGAGAAAUAGUAAUUAGAAAUUGAAAAAAUUCCACCUUGUCCAAAAGAUUUAUAAGUUUGUAAUUAAGUGCUAUUGUCUAAUUAAUUUUUGAGAAAGUCUUCUUCCUUUUAUGUUUAUAAACAUAAAGAUCCUCCUGUGAUUAUAAAGAAUUAUUGGGACGGCAACAUCUUUCCAGAAAUUUAGAAAUCUCAUGAACUUUUAAUAUUGAGAUAAGAACAUAUUUGUAUGAGAAAAAAUUCAUUAUGA
Messenger RNA from Paramecium sonneborni, 1511 nucleotides. The record is from the annotation of a GenBank genome assembly. Lineage: Eukaryota; Ciliophora; Oligohymenophorea; Peniculida; Parameciidae.